AUGAGGGGUCCUAUACUCUUGUCGCUUGUGUUUUUUCUCGGGGUCUGUAGCGCCCUCAAGGUUUCCCACUCGGCAAUCCACCCGCGGGAUCUUGAGAUUCGUCAUGGGUGGAGCAUCGAGGGUCGUAUCACCAACGGAAAUCAGGCGAGUGAGGGUCAGGUGCCCUAUAUCGUAGGAGUUAGCCUUAACAGCAACGGAAACUGGUGGUGGUGCGGAGGAUCUAUUAUUGGACAUACUUGGGUGCUGACUGCGGCCCACUGUACCGCUGGUGCCGAUGAAGCUUCACUGUACUACGGUGCUAUUAACUACAACGAACCUGCCUUCCGACACACGGUCAGCAAGGAGAACUUCAUCAGAUAUCCCCACUACGUUGGACUCGAUCACGAUUUGGCUCUGAUCAGGACUCCCCAUGUCGAUUUCUACAGCCUGGUCAACAAGAUCGAACUGCCCAGUCUGGAUGAUCGUUAUAAUUCCUAUGAGAACAGUUGGGUUCAGGCCUCCGGCUGGGGAGCCAUUUACGAUGGCAGCAAUGUGGUGGAGGACCUGCGAGUGGUGGACCUGAAGGUGAUCUCCGUGGCGGAGUGCCAGGCCUACUACGGAACGGAGACGGCCUCCGAGAACACCAUCUGUGUGGAGACUCCGGACGGCAAGGCCACCUGCCAGGGCGACUCCGGUGGUCCUCUGGUCACCAAGGAGGGCGAUAAGCUCAUCGGAAUCACCUCGUUUGUCUCCGAUUACGGCUGCCAGGUUGGAGGACCUGCUGGCUUCACCAGGGUCACCAAGUACCUGGAGUGGAUCAAGGAGGAGACCGGCAUCUAUUAUUAGAUGCUUUAAAGGAUAAACUCUUAA
Messenger RNA from Drosophila subpulchrella, 849 nucleotides. Its product is annotated as serine protease 3. Lineage: Eukaryota; Metazoa; Arthropoda; Insecta; Diptera; Drosophilidae. The transcript is spliced from 2 exons. The coding region runs from base 1 to 825 and encodes 274 amino acids. The record is from RefSeq and is a predicted model, not a curated record. Gene Ontology annotation, molecular function: serine-type endopeptidase activity. Gene Ontology annotation, biological process: proteolysis.